GGCGUCCCGAAGGCUGUGAGAUGAGCAAGAGGAUGGUAAAGAACGCUUGAGAACGGUCCUACCGAUGUAAUAAGCUUUAGGUGGUGCUCGUGUAGGAAGAGAGAGAAGGACAGAAGGAAGGAGGAAAUGGAACUGCCAAAUCAUGCCAAACAACUGCUGCUGCAACUCAACCAGCAGAGAGCCAAGGGCUUCCUGUGUGAUGUUAUCAUCGUGGUGGAGAAUGCGCUCUUCCGUGCCCACAAGAACAUCCUGGCGGCAAGCAGCAUCUAUUUCAAAUCUCUGGUCCUCCACGAUAACCUUAUCAACCUCGACACAGAGAUGGUCAACCCCUCUGUAUUCAGACAAGUACUUGACUUCAUCUACACUGGGAAGCUCCUGUCCUCCUCAGACCAGAGCAGUGAGCAGAACUUCAGUGCCCUCUUGACCGCAGCCAGCUACCUCCAGCUCCAUGACCUCGCUGCUCUGUGCAGAAAGAAGCUCAAGCGCAGUGGCGGGAAACCCCUGCCAGGCAAACCCUCCACUCCAGGUCCCCUUAGUCGCUUACGACUCAACAACCAGCGCCACUCCUCUUCUACCCCCGCUGGCCCCAACAACCACUAUCAUCCGACCCCUUCAGAUGCUGACCAACCACAACCAGAUGAAGGCCUUCGGGACAAGCUCUCAGAUGAUGAGAUGUUUGUCGGCAGCUCUGGAAAGAAUGGGAAUGGAGGAAAUGGCAGCAGUAAUGGUAAUCUCAGCAGUGGAGCAAGUGCUGGGGAGCCAGAUCUUGGACUUGACCUGUCCAAGAAGAGUCCUCACUCUGCAGGCACAGCCACUGAUGCGCUCAGCCCGCACAGCAACUCCCAAGAAUCCCCUCAAUCUGCCUCAGUAUCCACAACCAACAGUGCCUCACUUGAUGACUCCUCAACCACUCUACCAGGUGUCGACACAUGCAUCUCAGAGACCAUGGACCUCAACUCCUCCUCUAAAACCUCAGAGGAAGUCCAAAACCAGUCUGAUGGCCCACCGCCCCAAAAGAAAACCCGACAGGGUGCUCGCAAGAAUGAAUGGCCUAAGAGAGAGGUGUCAGGGUUGAAGUCAGAAGAUCAUGACAGGCCUCUUGUAAAUGGAGUAAUAGUAGGUCCUAAAGAUGGCCGGUCUUCUGGGAUUGGUGGAGGGAGUAGCAGCAGCUUUGUGUCUGAUAAGUCCUUCCAGUGCAAAGUUGAGGAAGAGGAAGCAGAGAAUGGGCAGGACCACAGUGAAGAAAGUGGUCAAAGUGAUGGCGAGAGUGCAGGAGGUGGAGGGAGUUCAGGAGGAGGGCACCACAGCGCCAACUAUGUUUACCGGCAGGAAGGUUUUGAGCCAGCAUUUGGGGAUAACCUCUACGUGUGCAUUCCCUGUGGUAAGGGCUUCCCCAGUUCUGAGCAGCUCAAUGCUCACGUGGAGACGCACACAGAGGAUGAGCUCUACAUCAAAGAGGAGGGAGGGACCUUUGUGAAGGAGGAAGAUGAGGAGGAGGCAGAAGACCUUUCUGCAGCAGUUGGUCCCUCUGGCUUUGGCUCUGAAACACGUCCAUUCAAGUGUACAGUCUGCAGUAAGAGCUACAAAGACCCUGCAACGCUGAGACAACAUGAGAAGAGCCACUGGCUGACCAGGCCCUUCCCCUGCAACAUCUGUGGCAAAAUGUUCACCCAAAGGGGAACCAUGACACGCCACAUGCGCAGCCACCUUGGCCUAAAGCCUUUUGCAUGUGAAGAGUGUGGCAUGCGCUUCACACGGCAGUACCGUCUGACAGAGCACAUGCGUGUCCACUCUGGGGAGAAGCCGUAUGAAUGCCAGUUAUGUGGUGGGAAGUUUACCCAGCAGCGCAACCUCAUCAGUCACCUGAGAAUGCACACCUCACCCUCUUAGAAAUGCAUCAAGCCAAAGAACUCUGGGAAUAGAAAAAAAGAAACAUUUCUCUACCUUUUUUCCAUCUCGUAAGCAAAGAAAUGCACACCAUCACAUGCAGACACAUGGUUCUACAUAUUAAUUCCAGUUUACGAUACCCUGGCUGAGUGAAUGAUGUAGCCGUUAGCCACAGUGCUCUCUUGGUGAUGGUUGGAUCUUGUUGAUGCAAAGAUCAAGUCAUCGUUCAAAGGACAUUAGCUCACCUCUCAGGAGUUCCACAGGGACAAAUUUACUCCUGUUUCUCUCCAAAGUCACAAAGUCACAGUGAAGUGGCAUGACUUCUGGUUUGUUAAAUGUGAAUGUGGGCACUGAUAUAAUGUCAAGCCCCCUCACCUCAUACCCCUCAGCAGCCUUUCUCUCUUCACUCUUUAAGCAUUAAGUCUUUGAGUACUCAUCCAACAGAUAAACUCAAAAGCCCAGUCUGUACUCCAGAGCUAUGUUGACCAAAAACCCAUGCAAACGAUACUGGCAAUAAUUCAGCAAAAAGAUUAUUUUUACCCUAACAGCUUUAUAUCCUUUAUGUUGGUGAUGGGUAUUGGUAUGAAAGAGGAGGGUUAAAUGGGGUUGGCACCAUCUCCAUGCUUUAACUGAAAGUCCUGAAAGAAAGAAGGUUCAUGUUGGGAGGAUGUGUUUGUUUUUAACAGAUAACAAAUACUCAAAGUCCUCUCUACGGCUGUUUGUAUUGAUGUAGUGGAGAUUUUCAUUUUUUUGCCUGCUAUUGCUCCCAGGAGUGAAUCCUGACUGGAAAGAUGAACCUCUUGUGGUACUUGUUUUACUUAAAAAAAGAAAAAAACUUGUCAUGUUUCAGUGAAUGUUUUAAACUGGAAGGUCUUGGGAUUUUUCUUGUGGAGGGGAGGGAUUUGGGGUUAGGGUGGGAUGGGAUGGGUGGUGUAAUGGGCCUAAGAAAAGGGGUAUUUUAGACUGAACUUUAUGUUCAGUGGGUACGUUUAUUUUUCUGUCUGUAUAGCUUUCCUCCCCUCAGAAAAAAGAAGAGUCUAUUUAUAUAGGCUUGUGACCUCGCUACCUCUGAUUACUCUUACGAACUCUGUCGAUUAGUUGAAAGUUCCUAUGUAAUUAAUUGUAAAAAGUGUGUAGAUUAUGGUAACUUUUCACCUAAUGCUUUAACCUGCCCAUCUCUCAACACAGGUUUUUAAUGCUCAUAGAUUUUACACAUUAAUAUUGUUUUUAGCUGUUGUUUGUACUUGUCAGAUAUAGCCUUUUCUUGGUAGGGUGCCCUGGUCAUUGUGGCCCCACUUCAAAGUGUACUGUAGCAUCCUGCCUGGAGCAAAUAGUGUUUAGCUGAUUAGUUUAGAUGUAUAGUGUUCCAAAGAUCUUAUGAAUGUUGAGAACAGAGCUAACUAACAAGCAUUGCUAGACAAGUUCAUAACCAAAGUUUUAAAAAAGAUGUACUUAAGAUAUAUAGCAUACUAAAUUAUUUCUCUUUUUAUUUCUUUUUGCUUUAUAAAACAAAUUAUGAAUUAUAUUCUAAAUCCAGACAAAGAAAUCCACUCUUUUGAAGGAGUUUUGGCCAAUGAUUCUUGAUACAGAAGGAGGUUCUUGUGGUUUGCAAGGAAAGCUUGUGCUGAUUGGUGGGCCGGUAUUAUGUAAACUUUAUCGCCUGACAAAACCGGUAAAGUUUUAAAUGCAUGUUUCCCCGAACAUGCUUUUCUUGUUUCUUUUUGUUGGUAUUCAGAGUUCUUAUCACUUUAUAUUCCCUGACUUUAAGAAAAACAGGAUUUGAUGACAUUUUAUCUGUUCAGUUCAGACCAAAAAAAAAAGAAAAAAAAAGAAAAAAAAUAGGAAUUAUAAUCAGAAUUUAAAUGUGAAGUUCAAGUUGCUUGUUAGUUUUUUUUUAUGUUUUUUUUUAUGUUUUUUUUUUUUUUUUUUUUUUGAGCCAGACUUGUUAAAACUUGUAAGAAGGGAGAAGCAGAGAUGCACUGGACAACUGGACAACUUGUUGGUUUCCUGCAGCAUCUUUUUUUGUCUGAUUGUAUUCCAUUAUAACACAGUAUGAUUUUAAAUUAUUUUAAACUGUUCUACGCUGUACAUCAUUAUAAGAAACCACAAGUCGGGAAUGACCCCUCUAUUGUCUGUAGGUUUUGCUGAAACCUGUCCAGUGUAUCUGCUCUCAACAGUCACACUGUGGAUCAUAAACCUUCACUACAAGUUUUUCGUAUAGGCAUUCCUCCAUUAUGUCGGUAUAACUGUCCCUUUUCAUUAUUUUUUCAAUACCUCUUUUGUCAUCAUGUUAAAGUCUGUGAAAUGUUCGUUGUCACAGGGAUGCAGCUAUAGUUAUAUAAACAUCACUUUCGUUUUAAGGUACCUGCAUCCUGGACUCCCACAGCUGUUACAUUUUGUUGGAUUUUCGUAUCUUGUUUUGUUACUGCAUGGUACAUGUGAAUUUUUCACACCUUCCCAUCCACAAACAUAAUUUAUCAACACGUACAUUGUUGCUUGUGAACUCUUCUAGUUAAAGAGGGAGUCCGCAAUGCGUUGCCUUCAAACGUUAUUGUAUUAGUCAUCACUUACUGCAAUACAGCGCAAUGUCUGUAAUGCAAAAGGUGUUUGUACAAUGUGAUCUUUAGCCAUCUCUGCAAAAUAUUUUGCAGCUGCAUUUGAAUGCUUGCUUGUUUGACAUAACGAAAAAAAAAAAAAAAAAACUCCAAACUGUGACCACACUACUACUACUCUAUUAUUACUAGUACUACUACUACUAUUCAAAUACUUCAGGGAUUGUUCUGCAUCUGUUAAUGCAGACUCUCAGCUACAUUUGUAAGAUAUAGCAUUGUAUCAAUUUUCUCUGUAUUUUAAUCACGGGAAAAGCUAAACACUAGUUUCAUAUUUAAUACGAACAGGGGGGUACUUUUUCAACUAACAUGAAAAGCCUUGACAAAGGCGAGGCAGCUUGAAACGAAUCUACAUUUUUAGUUAGUAACACAAAUGGUUGCAAACUUGUACAAAGAACUAAGAAGAAAGAAAGCUCAUACCCAAAUCCACAAACUAUUUUUUAAACCAAAGCACAUUUGAAUGAUUAUGGAACCAUGUGUGGCUCUAAAAAAAAAAAAAAAGAAAGAAAAGAAACAUAUGUAUUUAUCUCAUUGUUUACAUAAACUUUUACAGUUUUACAGACCUCAGUCGGGGCUCGGCCGGUCAGAGAGAUGGUUUUGUGUGAGGGUUUUUUUUUUUUUUUUUUGUAUGCUUUUCCACAGAUGUUGCUGCCAAAACAAAAAGCGUAGCAUUGAACAUGAGGUGGCUACUGCAUAUUCAAUUAGGAGGAGGGUGUGUGGUUGUGUGGCACUCCCCCUCUUUGCCAGCUGGCUCUGGGGUGACCCUGCACCCCAGUCAUCCUGCCCUCUGGCCUGUCUUCAGAUGGGAUUGUAGGAAGGGGGGUGCUGGGCGAGGUAGCAUGUGCAUCCUUGACGUAUUAAUCAAAAGGCAUUGUUAGUCAGGGUCUUUAGCUCAAUGUUGUGUCUCUGUAUUUGCCCAAAUGCAUUUGAGGGCUACCUCUCUGCCUGGGUCUCUUGUUAAGUUGAAGUGUGUGUGUGUGUGUGUGUGUGUGUGUGUGUGUGUGUGUUGGGGGGUACUUGGAUUGUUUUACUCUGACAUGGUACAUCUCUCAUGCUGGCAGUCGUUGAAACCUAUCUGGAGAAUGUAGCAUUGAUUUGUUCUUUGCAUGUAAACAGGCUUAUCUUGUAGUCUUAACUGUGAAUGUUCUUGUUUUUCUGAUUCAGUGAUGUCUCAAAACAUUUUUUGUCGCGUUCUGUGAGUAAAACCUCUGGCUGGCCGAACCUCAAACAAAGUUGGCGCAAACACUUAUUGACAGUGUUCUUCUUUUUUUUUUUUUUUUUUUUUUUUUAUUAUUAUUAUCAAAUGUCUAUUGUCAGUGAUGAAUGUAUUUAUUUCUGGGCCUGCCCUCACCUCUUCAAAGAAUUUACUCAGUGUGUGGGACUGAGGUGGAGGCAGGACCACCCUUCUGUUUUUUUGUUUUUUUUUAAGGAUUUCAAGCUGAGAAUCAAAAUUGAGACACAAAACAUAGCCAUGAUCCACAAUCUGUGAAGUUGACUCUUUUUAUGGGAGAACAGAUGUACUUCUUCCAACUCAAAGAAAAUGGUCUAUGGCAUUUACUAUUUUCUCAGUUGUACCUGACACUCUGUAGGGUUUAAAUUCAUGUAAUUCACUAUGGGUGGGUUUUGUUUUUUUGUUUUUUUUCCCCCAUGCGGUCUUGAGUUCUCACUGACUGAUGGGGAGUUGAACUUUAACCCUUUGUGUGUCCAUCUAUGGACACAGGCAGGACACUGUUGCUGCCUGUGCAGAGCGGAGGCUACUGUAUCUUUUAAAGCUUGCUCUCCCUGGGUGUUGCCAUGCUGCUAAAAAAAAAAAAACAUGUACACAGCAGAAACAUGCACAUAUUCCACACUUUUCUCUGAGCAUUUAUGUUCUCCUGAAUUUUGUUAUAUUUCUUGUCUUAAACCACUUGCCACUUCUUCCAUCUCUUUUACAUGAUGUUAAUGUUUUUAGUGUCUGUUAGUUCCACAUUUGAGGAUUUUAGAAACGUUGGAUGAGAUAGCUUUACUAAGUGCACUUUGUAUGUUUUUCAAAGCCUCUGGAAGGACCCGGGUGCUCUCAUAUCAGUUCCGAUUUAACUGACGGUUUACUCUUUGUCUUUCUCUUCUUACCUCAUCAUUGUCAUUGUAAUUGUAAAAGAUACCAUAUCAUUAUGCAGUGUUAGAAAAGCUUUAAAAUUAAAAAUACGAAGCAGGAAACUUUUCCGAGUGACUGUAUUCAGCUCUUGUUAAAGUUUUAAUCUUAUUUCUUGAUUCUUUUGCGGUUCUUACUUCUUCCAUCAUCUCCAGGCAUUUUGCAUUCUAGAGGGGCUGGUCUGUCCAGUUAUUAUGGAGAUGCUCCUCCUCACCUCGGCAGACAGAACCAAAGCUAGUUUUAAAAUGGCCUCCAGUGCCAUUAAAUCCUGUCUAAGCUUUAUUGUCCCUUGCUCUAUCUCAGAUACACCUGACCCCUGCUUUAGCCCUUUGGCCCUCCGUAAUCUCUGUGUUACUGUGCAGGGGCCUGUAUUCUCCGCUCUGCUGCAUUUUUCAGUAUUUACUGUACCUUCAGUGAGAUUGUGCAGUAGUGACUUUAAAAAAAAAAAGAAAAAAAAAGAAAACACCAAAUUACCUCAAAACUUUCAGUGUUUACAGAAAUGUGCUGUUUGCCAUUAAAUUUAUAUUUUUUGCCGUCCACCUGUAACCAAAAUGUUCCUUUUGAAGAGUAUAUCACAGCAUAUUUUCAUAACUUUUCAUUUUCAUAUACCUAUGGAUUUAUAAAGGCACACUGUCACCUUGAGGUGCACUACAUUUAUGGACAGACAUGAUUAGCUGCUAAAAAAUAUAGUACUUGAAGAGUUGAUUAGUGGAGUUGCUCAUAAGGUGGGUGUAUUGAGCUUCCUCUCUAGUUUUCUUCAGGAACAGCUUCUCAAUAAUAUAUCAGCAUCUAUGGACUGAGAGGCUCUGGAAUGGACAUGUAGGGUCUUUGCCGAUGAAUAAUUAAAGGGCAAGAAGCUCCCCCCCCCCUCCCCCCCCUGGCAAACACUUCACAUGCAAAGGUGCACACACCCAGGUGCACUUUUGUUGCCGUGUAUGCGCAUAAACCUUCAGUAAUGCAAACACAGAUGCCACCGUCUAGACUGCAAACACCAUGUAACAUGCACACACUAGUAUUUUUAAGGUGAGGUUUUCUGACCCUUUUUGUGGCUUUUGGCAGCACCCAGGCUGGGCUCUCUCUUUAUCUCCACUUCUUAGAGAGCUCGUAUUCAGGUUGGAGCCGCCGCCGUGCAUAACGACGGGGCUCGCAAAUUCAAAGUGUCAUAAAGUGUAAUACAGCUGACCUCAGCACUCACAACCUUGCAGUCUUAAUGUACAGCAGUGAGGAAAAAUAAACUGUUAUUUUAUGAUCUUUUCAUUAAAAGCUUGAUUGAAAACCAAAA
Melanotaenia boesemani (Boeseman's rainbowfish) is the source of this 7909-nucleotide messenger RNA. RefSeq names its product hypermethylated in cancer 2 (gene hic2). The record is from RefSeq and is a predicted model, not a curated record. The coding region runs from base 127 to 1890 and encodes 587 amino acids. Gene Ontology annotation, molecular function: RNA polymerase II cis-regulatory region sequence-specific DNA binding; protein binding; DNA-binding transcription factor activity, RNA polymerase II-specific. The transcript is spliced from 2 exons. Gene Ontology annotation, biological process: regulation of transcription by RNA polymerase II. NCBI's taxonomy places the organism in Eukaryota, Metazoa, Chordata, Actinopteri, Atheriniformes, Melanotaeniidae. Gene Ontology annotation, cellular component: nucleus.